UCAGACAUGAGGACUGACGAUGGAGGACGAGCAGCUUCUUCUCUCCGAAUGUUUCCUCAACACACGAAGAUGGAAAGUGUCUGAAGUUGAUCUGAAGUGUGUCUCUGCUAUGAAUCAGUGUGAGGACAGAGAGGAGGGAGUUCCUCCCUCUGAAACCACUCUGUGUGGGGAACAUGAGAACCAGACCAAAGCUCAGAGACCAAAGCAGCAGAACAGACCAGAUUCUCCCGUUUCCAGCUGUGUGUCCAUGAAGAGUGACCAGUCUAUGGAGCCUCCACUCGCUUUUAAAAUACGACCUUCUGAAGCACAAUUUGAGCAGCAGAUACGAGACUGUCCUGCUUCCAGCUGUGUGUCCAUGAAGAGUGACCAGUCCAUGGAGCCUCCUCUUGCUUUUAAAGGACAGCCUUCUGAAAUACAGAUUCAGGAGCAGAAACCAGCCUCUUCUGUACCCAGCUGUGUGUCCAUGAAGAGUAACCAGUCUAUGCUUGAACCCGUUAAAUUUAAAGAUGGACACCAGACCACUGAUGAAGGCGUUAACCAGCAGAGUUCAGAGGAUCUCAGAGGUCAGUCUGUCCCUCAGCAUCAAACAGAUCUGGACUCCAUAUUAAUGCUGCUGGAGGAGAACAUCAUCAGUUUUGUGAAGAAUGAGAUGAAGAAGAUCCAGAAGGUUCUGGGUCCAGAUUACCCAGAAUGCUUAGAGAGUCAGAGGGAGGAGGAGGAGUUGGAGGAUGAGGAUGAAGAGCAGAGGAGGAGCAGCAGAGAGUCAUUUUUGAAGAUCACACUACAUUUCCUGAGGAGAAUGAAGCAGGACCAGCUGGCUGACUGUCUGCAGAGCAGAUCUCCUACUACAGAGGUUAGACAACAACACAAGUCUAAGCUGAAGAAGAAGUUCCAGUGUGUGUUUGAGGGGAUCGCUAAAGCAGGAAACCCAACUCUUCUGAAUCAGAUCUACACAGAGCUCUACAUCACAGAGGGAGGGACUGCAGAGGUCAAUGAUGAACAUGAGGUCAGACAGAUUGAAACAACAUCCAGGAAACCAGACAGAGCAGAAACAACCAUCAGACAAGAAGACAUCUUUAAAGGCUCACCUGGAAGAGAUGAACCAAUCAGAACAGUGAUGACAAAGGGAGUGGCUGGCAUUGGGAAAACUGUCUUAACACAGAAGUUCACUCUGGACUGGGCUGAAGACAAAACCAACCAGGACAUCCACUUCACAUUUCCAUUCACUUUCAGAGAGCUGAAUGUGCUGAAAGAGAAAAAAUACAGUUUGGUGGAACUUGUUCAUCACUUCUUUACUGAAACCAAAGAAGCAGGAAUCUGCAACUUUCAACACUUCCAGGUUGUGUUCAUCUUUGAUGGUCUGGAUGAGUGUCGACUUCCUCUGGACUUCCACAACAACGAGAUCCUGACUGAUGUUACAGAGUCCACCUCAGUGGAUGUGCUGCUGACAAACCUCAUCAGGGGGAAACUGCUUCCUUCUGCUCGCCUCUGGAUAACCACACGACCUGCAGCAGCCAAUCAGAUCCCUCCUGAGUGUGUUGACAUGGUGACAGAGAUCAGAGGGUUCACUGACCCACAGAAGGAAGAGUACUUCCGAAGGCGAUCGAGAGAUAAGAAGCAGGCCAUUGGUAUCAUCUCCCACAUCAAGACAUCACGAAGCCUCCACAUCAUGUGCCACAUCCCAGUCUUCUGCUGGAUCACUGCUACAGUUCUGGAGGAGCUGUUGAAAACCAGAGAGAGAGGAGAUCUGCCCAAGACCCUGACUGAGAUGUUCAUCCACUUCCUGGUCGUUCAGGCCAAGGUGAAGAAGGUCAAGUAUGAUGGAGGAUCUGAGACAGAGCCACCCUGGAGUCCAGAGAGCAGGAAGAUGAUUGAAUCUCUGGGAAAACUGGCUUUUGAACAGCUGCAGAAAGGAAACCUGAUCUUCUAUGAAUCAGACCUGGAAGAGUGUGGCAUCGAUAUCAGAGAGGCCUCAGUGUAUUCAGGAGUGUUCACACAGAUCUUCAAAGAGGAGAGAGGACUUUACCAGGACAAGGUGUUCUGCUUCGUCCAUCUGAGUGUUCAGGAGUUUCUGGCUGCUCUUCAUGUCCAUCAGACUUUCAUCAACUCUGGUGUCAACCUGCUAGAAGUACAAAAUACAGCAUUCCCUCUGAUGAAAGUGUUUCAAGACAAACCUACUCCCGAACAUCUACACCAGACAGCAGUGGACCAGGCCUUACAGAGUCCCAGUGGACACCUGGACUUGUUCCUGCGUUUCCUCCUGGGUCUUUCACUGCAGACCAAUCAGAAUCUCCUACGAGGCCUGCUGACACAGACAGGAAGUAGCUCACAGACCAAUCAGGAAACAGUCGAGUACAUCAAGAAGAAGCUUAAUGAGAAUCUGUCUGCAGAGAGAAGCAUCAAUCUGUUCCACUGUCUGAAUGAACUGAAUGAUCGUUCUCUAGUGGAGGAGAUCCAACAGUCUCUGAGAUCAGGACGUCUGUCCACAGAUAAACUGUCUCCUGCUCAGUGGUCAGCUCUGGUCUUCAUCUUACUGUCAUCAGAAGAACAUCUGGAUGUGUUUGACCUGAAGAAAUAUUCUGCUUCAGAGGAGGCUCUUCUGAGGCUGCUGCCAGUGAUCAAAGCCUCCAACAAAGCUCUACUGAGCAGCUGUAACCUCUCAGAGAGAAGCUGUGAAGCUCUGUCCUCAGUUCUCAGCUCUCAGUCCUCUAGUCUGAGAGAUCUGGACCUGAGUAACAACGACCUGCAGGAUUCAGGAGUGAAGCUGCUUUCUGCUGGACUGAAGAGUCCACACUGUGAACUGGAAACUCUCAGUCUGUCAGGUUGUCUGGUCACAGAAGAAGGUUGUUCUUCUCUGGUCUCAGCUCUGAGCUUCAAUUCCUCCCAUCUGAGAGAGUUGGAUCUGAGCUACAAUCAUGCCGGAGACUCGGGAGUGAAGCUGCUUUCUGCUGCAGUGGAUGAUCUAAACUGGAGACGGGACAGUCUCAGGAUGGAUCAUUGUGGAGAGCAAUGGUUAAAACCUGGUCUGAAGAAGUAUUUCUGUGAACUUGAACUGGACACAAACACAGUGAACAGAAACCUCAGACUAUCUGACAACAACAGGAGGGUGACAUAUGUGAAGGAGGAGCAGCCAUAUCCUGAUCAUCCAGACAGAUUUGACUGUAGGGUUCAGCUGCUGUGUAGAAGUGGUCUGACCGGUCGCUGUUACUGGGAGGUCGAGUGGAGAGGAGGAGUCUACAUAUCGGUGACAUACAGAGGAAUCAGAAGGAAAGGAAACAACGAUAACUGCAUGUUUGGAUGGAAUGAUCAGUCCUGGAGUCUGAACUGCUCUGAUGAUGAUGGUUUCUCUCUCUGGCACAAUAACAUAAGAACAUCCAUCUCCUCCUCCUUUUCCCCCUCCUCUGUCUCAAAGAAAGUAGCAGUGUAUGUUGACUGUCCUGCUGGCAUUCUGUCCUUCUACAAACUGUCCUCUGACUCUCUGAUCCACCUCCACACCUUCAACACCACAUUCACUGAACCUCUGUAUCCUGGGUUUGGGUUUAGAUCUGGGUUUUCAGGCUGGUCGGGUUCCUCAGUGUCUCUGUGUUCUCUGUAGGAGGGAGAGUGUUUAGAAGUGACAGCAGCUUAAACUCUGUUGUUUUAGCCAGAUAGUGGAUGAUGUUUCCUUUUAGUUUACCUUUGAAUCACUGAUUGUGAUCCAAUAAUAUUGUCACAUCUAUUUGGUGUGGUAAUUUGGCAGGGAACGAUUCUGGACCGCUUGGUGCAGACAACGAACAAAAAUUUUAAUUCAAACAAAACAUUCCUUUCUUGCAUUUGAUAACUAACUAGACAAAUGUUUACAGCCAAAAGACAAUUCAGUGCAAUGUUUGAGACAACAGGAGAUGUGUUGUACCUCCUAAAAGAACCACAAGAGCUCCGAGUGUCACUCCUGAGCGUCCAUCGAACUCAGAACUCACUGUGACCUGCAUCUCCUCUGCUCCGAACACAGAAAUGUGUACAUUGGAAUGAACUGCACAGUUUAAAUAUGUUUAACUAAGGAGAUCUAACAUCAGCAGAGUGAGGUCCCAAAAUAUGGAGUAUUAAAUGUUGAACAUCUGAAUGUAUGAAGGAUUGCACACAGAGCCACUGACCAGAGACAAAUAAUCCUUCACUCUGCUCUUUGUUUGUUCUCAGACACAGACUUUUUCUCUCAAUCAGACAUACUCCAGAAAUCUUAUUUUUUAUUUUUAUUUGAAUGUUUACAUUUAUAUUCUUAAUAUGUUAAUAGCUAAUAGCAUUUUAAACUAAAUCACACAAUUUAAAUGCAUGCUAGAAUCACUAAUCAUUGUUUUGCUAAUGUUGCUGGAACAUUAUAUCAGAGUGAACACAUCAGGAUAUGAAUGGAACACAGUAGAGUGUGAUGUUUUUUGUCCUAUUUUUUAAUCUUAUGGAAAUGUUUGUUUUCCUGGUUGAGGCCAAAGAAAAUUUUACUGCCUCAGAUGGACAAUAAAGUUUAUUCUUUUUUUAUUCAAAUGCAUUAUUAGCAUUCUGAUUAAAUGAGUUUUACACAGUUACCUGACCAUACACUGUUGUAGAGAAAAAAAAACUGCGGUUCUGUUUUAAAAUAAAUAGCAGCAGAAAGUAACACUGUGGUCCAGUGAUGGUGGGUAGACCUUGUUGGGAUUUUUUUUUAAGGCACUACUAACUGAACACUGAAAUUGAUAUUACAUAUGAGUAUUACAAUAUUGAUUAUAAUAACCAUUUAAUGUGCAAUGAAUGCAUGAGUUGUGCUUGACCUUUAAAAUGGAAGAGAUGGAGCUAAGCACUAACUCCAAGCUCUGAUGGACACAGACAGGUUAGGCUGGUUAUAGCUGCUAAGUUAUAGCUGCUUAUAAAAAACAUUUCUUCUUCUACACAUGCACACACACUAACAAAGAUAGAGCUUUGGUCUUGAUACACAGCACAUUCCUAUUUCCUUACAAGGUAAUGUCGUUGUUUCUCUGAUGUCCGUGAUGUUCAGGUGGAGAAGAAACGCCCGUUGACACUGACUUUCUUAAUAAGAACUUUAUUAAAAGAAAGAACAGUAUCGUACAGACAGGAGCUGUCUGGAAGGAUGUCACCCAAUGAUCCUCCUCGAACAAAGACCAACGGUCAGUUUUUAUACCUUCUAGCAACGUAUAGAAUUACAGCAUCUGGUUUACAACCCCACUAAAGAGUGACAACUCCUCAGACAAGAGUCCCCUUCUGUGCAUUCCUAAGGGUCACAAAUCAGCUAUAGGUUAACAGUGGACCCCAAAGUCAACACAGCAUAGGAUUUCUGGAGCCUGAAAACACAUUCUCAGUACUUACUACCAUCUGUUAGUUAAAAGUUCACUCUAUGGUCAAUAACCACCAGAACCCACACCAGACCAGAUACUUCAGUAACAACUAAUUGUACUGAAAUUGCUAAACUCAAGGUUGUUUAAGGGUGGAAACCAUAAUAAUCCUCCCUAAGGGACACCUGCAUCCUUCCUAUGAGAUAUCACCAGUAGUUGCAUCACAUAACAGCUAACAAAGGAAUAAUACUAACAGGUAGAGAGUGGGAAGAAGCUUGCAGGAGGGUUCUUUUAACAGUGUGCGGCUCCUGGGGAUUGGAUGAAUCGUGUGCGAAGAGAGAUGGGCAUACACUAUAUUGCCAAAAGUAUUCGCUCACCCAUCCAAAUAAUCAGGUGUUCCAAUCACGUCCAUGGCCACAGGUGUAUAAAAUCCAGCACCUAGGCUGCAGACUGCUUUUAUAAACAUUUGUGAAAGAAUGGGUCGCUCUCAGGAGCUCAGUGAAUUCCAGCGUGGAACUGUGAUAGGAUGCCACCUGUGCAACAAAUCCAGUCGUGACGUUUCCUCGCUCCUAAAUAUUCCACAGUCAACUGUCAGCUGUAUUAUAAGAAAGUGGAAGUGUGUGGGAACGACAGCAACUCAGCCACCAAGUGGUAGGCCACGUAAACUGAUGGAGUGGGGUCAGUGGAUGCUGAGGAGCAUAGUGCCAAGAGGUGGCCAACUUUCUGCAGAGUCAGUCACUACAGACCUUCAAACUUCAUGUGGCCUUCAGAUUAGCUCAAGAACAGUGCUUCAGCAGAGAGCUUCAUGGAAUGGGUUUCCAUGGCCGAGCAGCUGCAUCCAAGCCAUACAUCACCAAGUGCAAUGCAAAGCGUGGGAUGCAGUGGUGUGAAGCAGGCCACCACUGGACUCUAGAGCAGUGGAGACCUUCUCUGGAGUGACCAAUCGCGCUUCUCCAUCUGGCAAUCUGAUGGACCAGUCUGGAUUUGGCGGUUGCCAGGAGAACCAUACUUGUCGGACUGCAUUGUGCCAAGUGUAAAGUUUGGUGGAGGGGGAAUUAUGGUGUGGGCUUGUUUUUCAGGAGCUGGGCUUGGCCCCUUAGUUCCAGUGAAAGGAACUCUGAAUGCUUCAGCAUACCAAGACAUUUUGGACAAUUCCAUGCUCCCAACUUUGUGGGAACAGUUUGGAACUGGUCCCUUCCUCUUCCAACAUGACUGUGCACCAGUGCACAAAGCAAGGUCCAUAAAGACAUGGAUGACAGAGUCUGGUGUGGAUGAACUUGACUGGCCUGCACAGAGUCCUGACCUCAACCCGAUAGAACACCUUUGGGAUGAAUUAGAGUGUAGACUGAGAGCCAGGCCUUCUGGUCCAACAUCAGUGUGUGACCUCACAAAUGUGCUUCUGGAAGAAUGGUCAAAAAUUCCCAUAAACACACUCCUAAACCUUGUGGACAGCCUUCCCAGAAGAGUUGAAGCUGUUAUAGCUGCAAAGGGUGGACAGACGUCAUAUUGAACCCUAUGGAUUAGGAAUGGGAUGUCACUUAUGUUCAUAUGUGAGCCAAGGCAGGUGAGCGAAUGCUUUUGGCAAUAUAGUGUUGUUGUGCUGUCCUCAUCUUCUUCUCAGUUAUGAUGCUUAUUUUAUCAAUAACUUUCACGACUAAUAAUACUGCCACCAGUACUAUUAAUCACUACAACUAAUACUACUACGUUCUAUUAAUAUUUCUUUAAAUGUACCACUCCUCCCUCAGUAACCCACUUUACACACACACUGUAAAUGCUGCUGUUUGUGUGUUUAUAUUGUUCCACUUUAUUUCUUUACUUUUAGUUCUUAGUUUAUUUCCUUGAUUACUGCACUCAGAGCUGAGACUCACAGCUCAGGAGUCACAUUUCUCAUUUAUGUGUAAAAACUGGGCCAAUAAAGUUGAUUCUGAUUCUG
Amphiprion ocellaris (clown anemonefish) is the source of this 7227-nucleotide messenger RNA. Its product is annotated as protein NLRC3-like. Lineage: Eukaryota; Metazoa; Chordata; Actinopteri; Pomacentridae. The record is from RefSeq and is a predicted model, not a curated record. Gene Ontology annotation, molecular function: protein binding. The transcript is spliced from 12 exons. The coding region runs from base 20 to 3595 and encodes 1191 amino acids.